AUUCUGCUCUUCUUCUCCUUUCUUCCCGCUGCAGCCACUCGAAAGAAAAAAAAAAGAGGAACCCAGCCAUGCCUUGGAAAAUUGGUGCGAAAGCUUGGUUUUCUCUUUCUUUUCUUGCUCUAGAACACACCUAGAACCCAGAAAUUCCCCCCACCCCUCUGCAGAAUCCGGAUCUGCUCUACUUUGCUCUGUCCUUCUGUCGGCUGCUCCUGCUUUGUGGGGGUGAUUUGCUCCGGUUUUGGUAGAUUUCCCUUGAAUUUCUCCUGCACUUGCCACCGGUUUCUUUUCCCUGCAGCUUCGGUUCCUUGCUUGCAAAUUCUGGUUAUUGAUCGUUCUGUCAGUUAGCACUGAGAUUGAGUGCUUGGUUUUAUGCGAGUAAGGUAAGUAAAUUUAUGGUAAUGCCUGUACUGUUUUUAAAAGCAUGUUUUGAUUUGUUUUUGAAGUUGUGGCAGGACUAAACCCGUUUUAUGCAAAAGUAAGUAUGACUGAUUUGAAGUGCAAUUUUUAUGCUUUUCAUUAAAUUGAGCAUGCCUACUUGAAAUUUAAGUGAUUGUCCUGAUGAUUUGAAAGUGAUUGGUGAAUUGUGAUUUUCCUGUUAACUUCUGCCUGUUUUGUCUUCGAUGUGGUCAUGUUAUUGUAACCCUGCUAGUGGGGGUUAAACGCUAGCACAUGUCGACACAUGUCGAUAUGUUAUUGAUGAUCUUGCUAGUGGGGGUUAAACGCUAGCACAUGUCGGCACAUGUCAAUAUGUUAUUGAUGAUCCUGCUAGUGGGGGUUAAACGCUAGCACAUGUCGGCGCAUGUCGAUAUGUUAUUGAUGAUCCUGCUAGUGGGGGUUAAACGCUAGCACAUGUCGAUAUGUUAGCGAUAGAACCGGUUCGCACAAGUGACCCUGCUAGUGGGGAUUAUACACUAAUAAAUUGUGUGCCUGCCAGUGGGAAGUUUAAUACACUGGCCAUGACCUAUAGAGGAGAUGUCCAUUUCGUUCCCGUAUUGUUUUCCUUGUCCACCAUUUCAGAAAGUGAAACCGAGGACGGGGAAAUCACGGGAAGUGACGAAUUUGAUCUUCAGAUUUUGAUGGUAUCAGAUUAUGAUAUGAUAAGUUCCGAGCCUUGUGCAUUUGUGGGACCCUCUUAUGAGUGCAUGGUGUCUGUCGCGCCUCGAAUUCGGGUUUUGGGGCGUGACUCCGGCUCAAAGUCUUGCAGUCGGUUCUCGAGGAAAACAGAAUGGCCUGCAAACCCGGAUAGCCGGCUCUGGAAGUGUAAGUCGGUUCUGAAGAACCGGCUCUAGGAAGUUAAGCCGGCUCUCCUGACAGUUCUGCAACUCGAGCCAUGCGUCCUGCAGAGCAUUUAAUGACCCCCAAUGGUUAGAAAUGACUACUUUCGAGCAAGGGGCUAUAAAUAUGGUUGGUAACAGAUAUGAACAAGUUUAGAGAGCAUUGUAUUGAAUAUCUUUACCUACCAAAUUGUGCUUUAACUUGAGAUUUUGAUCUUUGAGAGAUCUUUUUUUGUAAUUCUCUUCUUGUUCUAUUUGUGAGUGAUCUUGGGGGUGUGAUUAAUCCUUUAAGAGUGAUUUGUAGAGAGGAUUCGUGGGGUUUAAGUGUAAAGGGUUGAGAUUUGAGAGAAACACACAUCUUCUUGUAAAAGAAUUGAGUGGCUCCUUUAAGCCAUCCUUCUUGUUGUUAAUGGAGAGUGUGGAGGAAAUCCUUGGUGAGUGAAGCCAAGGUAAAGGACUAGGUUCCAAGUGGUUGGACCGAACCUCUAUAAAAUCAUUGAGCAAGC
Rubroshorea leprosula is the source of this 1780-nucleotide messenger RNA. NCBI's taxonomy places the organism in Eukaryota, Viridiplantae, Streptophyta, Magnoliopsida, Malvales, Dipterocarpaceae. The record is from the annotation of a GenBank genome assembly.